GGUUCCUGGGUGGAGCCUCUCAAAGAAAGUAAACACGCACCGGAAGUCGAUGCGAGGAGGCGCGUGUGAGGGGAGUUGAAUCUUUCCUUUCCUCGAGGCUGAGGUUGCGUCUGUUGACGCGGCCGACGACAAUCCCGAGCUGUAAGUGCGUUUAUACCUGCUGUGAAAGCACAUACUGUACCAUGCUGGUGCUAAGGCACGGCAGUGAGCAGGACAGAGGAGCUCCCACCGUGGCCAUAGACUUUCAUCACCAAAUCUCCUGAGUGUGUAUUUACCGACUGCGUUCAGUGCCGACAGUGGUGGCGAAGCUGCUCGGGAGACUCACACUGGGACUUGUUCUCCUCCUGGACAUUUUGGGGGCUCCUCAGCAUGGUCAGCAAGUCAGCCACGGGCGGAAGGGAGGCUUUCUCACAGCUCCCUUGUGCUUCCCACAGCCUUGCCAGCCGGGAAUACAGAGGGGAAGGAGGAGGAGCUUAAGAGAGGCUACUGAACCCCAGUUGGCCAUGGCCGAGGAAUUUGUGACCCUCAAGGACGUCGCCAUGGACUUUGCCUUGGAAGAUUGGGAGCAGUUCGGGCUAGACCAGGGGGACCUGUUCUGGGACACAGCAUUGGAGAACUACCAGAACCUCUUCCUGCUGAAUCCCCCAAGACCCAACCUGACCUCCCACGCAGAUGGCAGUGAAGAUCUGGAGCCUCUGGCACGAGGAAGCCCAGAAGCAAUGGGCCCUGGCCCAUUUUUCCUUCCUAGCCCUGGGGCACAGCAGAUGGCCACAUCAGGGAGUAACUUAAGCCCAGGCCUGAAUAUUGCCAAGAGCAUCUGCCGUCCCAUCUCUCAAGCUGGGGUUCCUCCAGGUGGAUCAGAUUUGGCUGAGACCACCACGAACUCUCUGAUGCAGGAUUUCUUGGAAGAAGGACUCUCCCAGGAGAUUAUAGAGAUGAUUUCCAAGGAUGGCUUCUGGAACUCCAAUUUUGGAGAAACCUGUAUAGAGGACAGCUGGUUAGAUAGUUUGCUAGGAGAUCCAGAAGGUCUUCUGAGGUCUGAUUUUGCUACCAACAGGGAAAGUCCCACAGAAUGUGAGAGUCAGGAAUUAAAGAGAGGCUUCAGUCCUGUGUCCACCCUUUCCACGGGAGAAGAUAACAUGAUGCAUGUUUCUGAGAAGAGCAUCACACCAGCUGAAUCUAAGGAACACAGGGAUGAGUUUGGCUCCUUGGAACACAGCCAGCAGGAUUCUGUUCCGGAAGGGGAUAAACCAUAUAAAUGUAGUGAAUGUGGAAAAAGCUUCAGUGGGAGUUACCAUCUUAUCCAGCACUGGAUUACUCAUACUAGGGAGAAACCCACUGUGCAUCAAGAGUGUGAGCAAGGUUUCAAUCAGAAUGCUUCCUUUUCUGUGUAUCCAAAAAGCCACACAGGCUACAAAUCCUAUGUGUGUAAUGAAUAUGGGACAACUUUUAGUGAGAGUGCAUACCUGUGGCAUCAGAAAACUCGCCCUGGAGAAGAACCAUCUAAGAGUCAAGACACUGACCACCCACCCAGUCAUGCCACACAGCCUGUUGAGCAUCAGAAAACUCACAGAGGAAGUAAGUCCUACAGCUGUAGCGAAUGUGGCAAGACUUUCACCCGGAUCCUUCAUCUUACUCAGCACCAGAAGAACCACACUCGGAAACGCUAUGAAUGUGCCAAAUGUCAGGCGUCCUUCAAGUUUAGAAAACACCUCGUCCAACAUCAGAAAAUUCACGCUGCAAAAACUACCUCUGAGUGUCAGGAGUGUGGGAAGGUUUUUAGGCGGAGUUUGCUGCUCAUUGAACACCGGGCUGUUCACACUGGAGAGAAGCCUUAUAAGUGUAACGAAUGUGGGAAAUCCUUCAGCCAUACCUCAACGCUAAAGAUCCAUCAGAGAGUUCACAGUGGAGAGAAACCUUACAAAUGCAGUGAGUGUGGGAAAGCUUUCUGCCGGAACACUCACCUUAGUGAACAUCAGCGAAUUCAUACAGGCUACAGACCCCACAAAUGUCAGGAAUGUGUCAGGAGUUUCAGGCGGCCCUCACAUCUAAUGCAACAUCAGGCCAUUCAUGCUGCAGAAAAGCCCUAUAGCUGCACUGAAUGCAAGGAGACUUUCAGCCAUAACAGUCAACUUGUGCAGCACCAGAAAAUGCACACUGUCAAAACCCCAUAUGAAUGUCAGGAGUGCGGAGAACGCUUCAUUUGCAGCUCAACCCUGAAGUGCCACCAGAGUGUUCACACCAGAGAAAAACAAGGGUUUGUUUUGAGUGGGAAGAUCUUGGUUCAGAACCCAGCACAGACAGAGAAGUGCUUUAAGUGUAACAAAUGUGAGAAAUCCUUUAGCUGCAGCAAAUACCUAACUCAGCAUGAGAGGAUUCACACCAGGGUGAAGCCCUUUAAGUGUGACCAGUGUGGGAAAGCCUUUGGCCAAAGUACUCAGCUCAUUCGCCAUCAAAGAAUCCACUUUAGGGUGAGGCGGUCUAAAUGGGGUGAACAAGGGAAAGCCAUCAGCAGUGGCUCCCUUAUCAAACUUCAGUCCUCUCUCACCCAGGAGUACCCUUUUAAAUGUGAUGAAUGCGGAAGGACCUUCAGCCAAAGUGCACGCCUCUCAAAACAUCAGUUAAUUCACACUGGAGAGAACCCCUUUAAAUGUAGCAUGUGUGACAGAGUCUUCAGCCAGAGAAACUACCUUGUUCAGCAUGAGAGAACUCAUGGCAGAAAGAAGCCCUUCCAGUGUAAUAAAUGCGGGAAAACGUUCCAUCAGAGCUCAUGCCUUUCUAAGCAUCAGAGAGUUCACUCAGGUGAGAAGCGCUAUGUAUGUGACUACUGUGGGAAGGCCUUUGGCCUGAAUGCUGAGCUUGUCCGCCACCAGAGAAUUCACACUGGAGAAAAGCCUUAUGUGUGUCAGGAAUGUGGGAAAGCCUUCACCCAGAGCUCAUGCCUUUCUAUUCACCAGAGAGUUCACACCGGGGAGAAGCCCUAUGUAUGUGAUGAAUGUGGGAAAACUUUUGCCCAGAAAGCAAAUCUAACACAGCACCAGAGAAUGCACACUGGGGAGAAGCCUUACUCCUGUUACGUGUGUGGCAAAGCUUUUGGGCUCAGUGCUCAUCUCAGCCAGCACCUGAGAGUUCACACCCAGGGGACACUUUAUCAGUGUCAACAUUGCCAGAAAACCUUUCAGUGCCACUCGAGUCUCAACCGCCAUCAGCGUGUACAUAUCAGGCAGCAAUACUGCCUGUAGCCGUUGGGUGGUAGCAGAGUCCCAGAAUAUGAGACCGUGUUCGUUGGAUGUCGAAAGUUGGAAACCAUCCCAUUGCAAGUUUUCCUCCAAAUAAUACAUCUAAAGACUGAUUAAAAAGUUUGUGCACACGAGGGGCCACAGUGGCUCUGGCCAGUUGUUCUGGUGCUUGAGGAGGUGAGACCAUGAGUUCAAGGCCAACCUGAGCAAAGUUACAUGCUCUCAUUGAUUGACAAAAAAAAAAAAGAAGUUUGUGCACACGAGUUUCAUUAUGACAAUGAAAACACAAAAACGGAGAAGCUGUACAAUGUCAGGAUUCAGAGGUAGGCUCUGGAGCCAGUCUACCUCAGUUAAAUCCCACCUCUGUCAUCUGCUACCUAAGUGACCUUGAGAAAGUUAGAAAAAUCUCUCAGGGCCUCAGUGUCCUCAUCUGUAAAAUGGGCAUCACCUACCUCAGAGGGCUUUUUUGAGGAUUAAAUCAAUAAAUGUGAAGCACUUAGAACUGAUGCCCAGCACAUGAGGGCUCACCAGGUAUGAGCCACAAAUACACGUCAGCUAUAGCACAAAUAGACUCGUGUUACGGGAGGAAAGGAAGCAGUAAUUUCUCUGUUUACUGUAGUUAAUGUUCUUGAUAGCUUUUAAUUUAAGUUUUCCUUUGUUAAGGUUUUUCUCCAGCACCUUACUCUUCUUAAAUGCCUGGACUUUUUUGUCCCUUCAUCUCUCUUUCCUGGUUUUUUUUCUUAACCCCCAGAAAGCUAAGAAGAACAUGUAAACACCAAACCUCAACUGGCUAAAACCUUCCACUCCUAACCUCCCAAGCCUCUCACUCAAAGGGGACAUGCUGCCUCUUCCUAUGACCCUCCUCCACGUAACAGUCUUGGUUACGCAAUAGGACACCCAAUUUGUUGUGGGAGUUGACACCAAAACACAGCUGGAUUUCAUCAGGAAAGCUGCGUGGAUCAAGGUGUUAACCGCCUAUGAAACACAACCCAUAUGGAAGACGUGCUGGGGGGUCAAGCCUGUGGUGUGCAGAGGUGACUGCUGGGCUGUCAUCAUUCACCAUUUAUCCAAGAUGGCCACUCACCUGGCAAUUUGCCAGGCUUGGGGGCAGGUAAUAUCAGUACACUAGGCACUGCUCCUGCUCUGAAGCUUCCAUCUGGAAUCAGGGAGAUGAAUGAACCUAUUUUCAUAGACGAUUGCUGUUAAUUGACAAGUGACAUCUUAAAAAUGCCACAUUCCCUCAUAUCACAGUUCUGGGAUUACCAGGGAUUGUUGGAGAGUUCAGUGAGAUGGGACCACACAGCCAGUUCCCUCCUGACAGUUUUGUUAGCUCGGGGCUUUUGUGCCCUACCACUAAGUGGCUCAGUCACACAUUUGCUGAAACAUAGUAGUCUUAUGGAAAGCACUGGGCACUGAUACUUCGAAUAUCUUUCAUAUUUUAGGCGCUUAAAAUGGUUAGGGGGUAAGUGCUCUGUACACUCAGGCUUUUCAAGUCUUGCACCUAGAGUUCUGCUGGUUUUGUUAAACUUGGUUAAAACUGGGAACCUAUUGGCUAACCCCAAUAUACUGUUUUUCAAAUGGCUGCACCAUUUCAACUUGUACAUGGUUCCUGUCCUCUGGAGCUCUGCCUCGUCUAGGAGACGGGCAUGUUAAAUACCAAGAGAGUGUACAAAGUGUUGCAGACCGGAACACAAAGGGGACUCUGGAAAAUUGGCAGCUACUGGGGGUUGAGGGCAGCGUCUCUGAAUCAAGUCACCUCUGUUGCUUCGGGCCAGGGUAGAAACGCCCUCCAUGUGUGCAGGUUUGUUGGUUCUCUGAUUAAAAUUUUGAGUCAAA
Molecule: messenger RNA, 5075 nt
Organism: Callithrix jacchus (white-tufted-ear marmoset)
Lineage: Eukaryota; Metazoa; Chordata; Mammalia; Primates; Cebidae
Gene: ZNF473
Product: zinc finger protein 473
Biological process (GO): regulation of DNA-templated transcription
Source: RefSeq, a predicted model, not a curated record